Messenger RNA from Hyposmocoma kahamanoa, 4678 nucleotides. RefSeq names its product 1-phosphatidylinositol 4,5-bisphosphate phosphodiesterase (gene norpA). The record is from RefSeq and is a predicted model, not a curated record. The transcript has 21 exons. Gene Ontology annotation, molecular function: phosphatidylinositol-4,5-bisphosphate phospholipase C activity; calcium ion binding. Gene Ontology annotation, biological process: lipid metabolic process; phosphatidylinositol-mediated signaling. NCBI's taxonomy places the organism in Eukaryota, Metazoa, Arthropoda, Insecta, Lepidoptera, Cosmopterigidae. The coding region runs from base 66 to 3287 and encodes 1073 amino acids.
UUAGCAGGUCGCCGAGGAUGCUCGGCCAUUAAACUUCUGCUGACACGGAGUGAGGAGCCGAAGUCAUGACAAAGAAGUUCGAGUUCAACUGGCAGAUUUCCGUCCCAGAACCGCUGCUCAAGGGCGCGGUUUUCGACAGAUGGACGGAAGAAAAGGACAACACCGAGCUGGAGCAGAACUGUCUGUUCAAGGUCGACGAAUAUGGCUUCUUUAUCUACUGGAAAAGCGAAGGCAAGGACGGCGAUGUUAUUGAAUUAUGCCAAGUCAGUGACGUCAGGUCGGGAGGUGUGCCCAAGGACACAAAGCUGUACACAAAUCUACUAAACAAACAUGGCGACGCGUUGGAGGACAAAUCGUUGACGAUCUGCAGCGGCACAGACUACAUCAACAUCAACUAUCAACACGUCGUAUGCCCCGAUGCCGACACUGCUAAGGCGUGGAAGGAGAGCCUACGCGCGAUCACCCACAACAACAAAAUCAGCAACACCUGUCCAAGGACCAAUUUGAUGAAGCAUUGGAUGCGCCUCUGCUUCCUGACGGAUCCUCGUGGGAAGGUGCCAGUUAAAGUGGUGGCCCGUACAUUCGCGUCGGGAAAAACUGAAAAGUUGGUCUACCAGUGCCUGGCCGAUCUUGGCCUACCAUCGGGGAAAAAUGACGUUAUGGAGAAAGAGGCAUUUACAUUUGACAAGUUCUACGCUCUCUAUCACAAGAUCUGUCCUAGGAACGACAUUGAGGAGCUAUUUAGAUCCAUUACCCAAGGCAAAUCUGACCGUAUAACCUUGGAGCAGUUCGUGAACUUCCUUAAUGAGAAGCAGCGAGACCCUCGACUGAACGAGAUCCUGUACCCGCUGUAUGAUGAUAAGAGGGCUGCAGAGAUUAUCACUGAUUAUGAACAAAAUGAGGAAGCUAGAAAUACCAAAUGCCUCACAAAAGACGGUCUAAUCCGAUACCUAAUGUCAGACGAGAACGCACCAGUAUUCCUCGACCGCCUCGACAAUUACAUGGAAAUGGAUCAACCUUUGGCGCAUUACUACAUAAACUCGUCUCAUAACACUUAUUUAUCGGGAAGACAGUUCGGAGGGAAAAGUUCUGUCGAGAUGUAUCGACAGGUCUUGCUAGCUGGAUGCAGAUGCGUAGAACUCGACUGCUGGGACGGUAAAGGCGAGGAUGAGGAACCAAUCAUCACUCACGGCAUGGCAAUGUGUACAGACAUCCUCUUCAAAGACGUGAUAUACGCCUUAAGAGACACUGCCUUUGUCACAUCGGAUUACCCUGUCAUUCUGUCGUUUGAAAACCACUGUUGCAAGGCCCAGCAAUAUAAGCUUGCGAAGUACUGUGAUGAGAUCUUGGGGGAUUUGUUGCUGAAGGAACCGUUGCCAGAAUACCCGCUAGAACCAGGCGUUCCCCUGCCCCCACCAUCAGCCCUCAAACGCAAGAUCCUCAUAAAAAAUAAGCGGCUAAAGCCUGAGGUUGAGAAGCAAGAACUGGAGCUGUUCAGGCAGGGUCAGUUCGUCAUUGAAGACGAAGAAAAAGAAGACGCUUCUGCGGUUGCCAUUCCUGAUAAAAAGCCCGAAGAGAUAGUAGCAGAAGCCGCAGCAGCUAGUGAUGACGCACCGCCUCCAGUGGCGUACACCGGCUCCACCACAAACGUGCACCCCUGGCUCUCUUCCAUGGUGAACUACGCGCAACCUAUCAAGUUCCAGAGCUUCGAGGAGGCCGAUAGGCGUAACAUCCACCACAAUAUGUCCUCGUUUGCUGAGACGACGGGCAUGAGCUACCUCAAGUCGCAGGCCAUUGACUUCGUCAACUACAAUAAGCGGCAGAUGUCGCGUAUCUACCCUAAAGGGACUAGAGCUGACUCCUCUAAUUAUAUGCCACAGGUAUUCUGGAACGCGGGCUGUCAAAUGGUCUCGUUGAACUUCCAAACGUCAGACCUGCCGAUGCAGCUGAAUCAGGGCAAGUUUGAAUAUAACGGCAACUGCGGGUACUUGCUAAAACCAGACUUCAUGCGGCGCGCUGACCGAUCUUUCGACCCGUUUGCCGAUGCUCCUGUGGAUGGCGUGAUUGCCGCUCAGUGUGCUGUGCAAGUUAUCGCAGGUCAGUUCUUGUCGGACAAGAAAAUCGGGACGUACGUAGAAGUGGACAUGUACGGAUUGCCAUCUGACACCAUCCGGAAGGAGUUCAGGACUCGUAUGGUGCCCUCCAAUGGGCUCAAUCCUGUUUACAAUGAGGAGCCUUUCCUGUUCCGUAAAGUGGUACUCCCGGACUUGGCGGUGCUCCGCUUUGGCGUGUACGACGAGAACGGCAAACUCCUCGGCCAGCGGAUCUUGCCCCUGGACGGACUGCAGGCAGGCUACAGGCACAUCUCACUCAGAACAGAGGCCAACUUCCCCAUGUCCCUGCCUAUGCUGUUCUGCAAUAUCGAACUGAAGAUUUAUGUCCCAGAUGGCUUUGAAGAUUUUAUGGCGGCGCUGUCGGACCCGCGCGCCUUCAUGGGCGCGGCGAAGGAGCGAACUGACAAUAUGAAGCAACUAGGGAUUGAAGAAAGCGGACCGGAGAAGAAGGUCACCAUUGAAGAGAAGAAGGAAGAACCUCUCGUCUUCGAACCUAUCACCGUGGAGACUCUUCGUCAAGAGAAGGGUUUCGUGAAGACCGGUCGUAAGCACCAGAAGGACUUGGAGACUAUGCGCAAGCGUCAUUCGAAGGAGAAGAUGGCGUUGCAAAAACAGCAGUGCUCUACGCUUGAGAAAAUGAUUAAGGGAAAGAACAAGGAGCAGCUGGGCGCCGACGCGGCCUUCCGCGCGCUGGUGGGCGAGCAGUCGGCGGCGUGGUCGGAGCUGGUGGCGCGCCACCGCGCCGAGGAGUGGGGCGGCGCACGCGCACGCCUCAACGAGCAGCGCGACCUGCUCAAGCGGCUCAUGGAGCAGGCGCAGGCCGCGCAGCUCAAGCAGCUCGAGGGCAAGCACGAGCGGGAAUUGAAAGAAAUGAACGCGCGCCAAGCCAAGAUAAGCAUGGAGACGAGCAAGGAAGUCGCUAACGACAAGACCUUGAAGACCAAGCAGGAGAAAGACCGGCGGCUUAGGGAGAAGAAGCAGAACAACACUAAAAAGUUCAUGGACGAACGGAAGACUCAAACCAUCAAGCAGAACCGCGAGAAAGAAAAGUUGAAAGUAAGCCAUGACAAGCAGAUGGAAGAGCUUUCGAAGGACAUUGACAAUCUGAUCGAGAUGUACAAAAUGGAGGAAUCCGAGUACGAGAUGGCGAGUAAGAUGGAAUUCUUUGCCUGAGAGUAUCCGGACAUCGCGCCGCUUAUUCGUCAGCUGGCGCCGCAGCCGGACUCUUCGGCUGACUGAUCUCAUCACACGUAAAUAUAGAUAACCAAUCAGUGCAGCACUCAUCAUAUUUGUGAUUGGCCAGACUACUCGAACGCCCUGUGAUUGGUCAGUGUUUCUUUGUCGUUUAAGCAAAGUGAUUGGUGGUUUAAAAAUUUCCUACUGCAUUUUUAAAAUGAAUGGACUAAAUGACAUACCUUUUUAUUUGGCAACGGGUAAGCUAAUGCGAAGCACAUAACCAGUUAAGUAGAAAGCUCUGCAGGAUAACCAAGUUAGCCGAAAAACAGACCAAUGUCAUUAAUAUUCUGUCUACGCUCAGUGUUGACAUUUAAACUAUUUCUACCAAUUGUCUGUCAAACUUUUGACAGUGUAGCCGUUUAAACCAGUUUUCUACUAAAGUAACAAAUUUUUAAAAAGAUUCUGUUUCUGGUUUGUCAGUAUUGAUUCCUGUGUAAUGGAGCAGCAAGUACGUAGAAAAUAAUAUCUAUACCCCUGAAACUUUGUCAUUUGUGGCUGUCACAGUGGUAUUACAUAGCUGCCUAUUUAAAUAGUUACAUAGUGAUAUUUUCUUUGUCAUCAAAUUGGUGCAAAUGCGAUUAAUUACAGUAGACUAUAGAUUUUAAAUAUUAUGUUCCCUUUUUGUUUUUAAAUAAAGGGAAACCCGAAAAUUUGUACUUUUUCAUGUUUUUAUGUUAGAACCUAUAAAAAAAUUAUAUUGAUAACCCAUAAACGAAAAUCAUGUUACAUGGUGUUAUAUCAAAGUUUACAGAUUUACUAAUUAGUAGAAAUAGUGGUGUAAUUAGCAACACUGAAUUGGGCGAACAAAAUAAAUGCCACCCGUGUGUUUUUGCCUUACUCGGUUUACCUUACGGACUCAAGAAUGGUUACACACGGCGGCGGCGAUUAAACGCGCGUUCGUGAAAUGCGUUAUUGCAUCGCUACAUUCGCGCAUUUGUAUCGCUGCAGUCGCGCGUUUCCAUCGCUGCUUGAAGACGCGCGUGUGUGUAAAGGUAGAUGUUAGUUACUGCAUCGCGUUUGCAACCGCUCUUAAUUAUUUGCCAUCGAACUUGUUGGUCUUUAAAUACCCGUUGCCGACAGUGCAGCAGUGUGUCAAUUGAUACAGUUGAUUAAUAUGACACCUAAAAAAUUGUCUAUUAAUCCAUCAAUCAUUGCCACUAAUUGAUAUAAUAAUGAAAUGAAAUACAACAGCUGAUAGGUCUUUCAAAAAAGUGUUGUCUAGAUUUUAAUAAUCGUAUCAACGAUCGCUGUUCUUGUCUCUUUCACACAUUGUACGACGUGUUAUGAUCAUAUCGGAAUAGGCAAUGUAGAAAUUUAAUUUAAUACAC